Anopheles coustani is the source of this 1881-nucleotide messenger RNA. Its product is annotated as sodium-coupled monocarboxylate transporter 1-like. Gene Ontology annotation, biological process: sodium ion transport; transmembrane transport. The transcript has 4 exons. Gene Ontology annotation, cellular component: membrane. Lineage: Eukaryota; Metazoa; Arthropoda; Insecta; Diptera; Culicidae. Gene Ontology annotation, molecular function: symporter activity. The record is from RefSeq and is a predicted model, not a curated record. The coding region runs from base 1 to 1881 and encodes 626 amino acids.
AUGUGGGGUCGCAACAGUUCUGGCUUUCGGUGGUGUGAUUUAUACCGUGACCAACUGCAGGAUGAACAGCAGCAGGAGGAUUCCACCGUUAGUGAUACGACGAACGAUGCGUGGAACUACGUGGUGUUCGUAUUGUUCGUGGUCAUCUCAGCGCUCAUCCCGAUCCGGAAGCGUUUGUUUCGACGUAGCACGAAUAGCAAGAGCAAGCAGGACUAUGUGUUCGGAGCCGGUCACAUCUCAACACUGGCCAUGAUGCUGUCGAUAGCGCGUGGAACCUUGGGAGUCAUCUCGGUGCUGGGGUACCCGAGCGAGUUCUUCUACCGAGGAUCGGCGAUGUGGGAGUCCCUGUAUGGGGUUAUCACCGCGUACCCGAUCGUAUGCUUUGUGUUCAUCCCGGUGUACUUCGAUCUUGGCAUUACGUCCGUGUAUCAGUAUCUGGAGCUGCGGUUCAACAGUCGCCUAGUGCGCUGCCUCGCCUCGGGUACCUAUAUUGUGCGGACUCUUCUCAGCCUUGGAGUGACCAUCUACACACCGACGGUGGCACUGAACACCAUCAUCGGGGUGCCGUACUGGGUGUCGCUUCUAUCCAUAACGGUGAUCAGUAUUUUCUUCAACGCCCUCGGUGGAUUGAAGGCAGCCGUUGCCGCAGAUGUCAUACAGAGUCUCAGCAUGACCGCAAUGCUGGUCGGUAUCAUCAUCUACUGCAGCAUUACGGUGGGUGGUGUGGACAAAAUAUUUGCCAUCAGCUCCGAGAAUGAUCGUUUUGCGUUUUUCAACUUCGCUACCGAUCUCCAUCUCCGCGUGACGACUACCUCCGCCUGGCUUGGCGAACUGUUCAACUCGCUGAGCCUGCUGGGUUGCCAGCAGAACUUUGUCCAGCGCUACCUCAGCAUGCCGACGUUCGGGCAGAUCCGGCGUACGCUUAUGCUAAACAUCCCAGUGGUGAUACUGCUGUUUUCACUGCCGUGGUUCGUCGGGAUGGCCAUCUACGCCAUCUACUAUCACUGCGAUCCGCUGCGGGCGAGCGUGAUCGAGAAAAUGGACGAAAUACUGCCGUACUUCAUGAUGGAUCGGUUCAAGCGCGUCCCCGGAGUGUGGGGAAUCUUCGUGGGCACCCUUUUCAACGGUGCGCUGACACUGAACAUUUCCAACAUCAACUCGCUGGCAACCGUCACCUGGGAGGACUUUCUUUCUCUGAUUCCGGCCCUGAAGAGGAAAAGCGAAACACAUCAGCUGAACGUGAUCAAACUGGUCGGCACAGUUUAUGCCAUACUGAUCAUGGGAGUCGGUUUCAUCGUGGGACUACUGUCGGGCGUGAUCGAGUCUUCGAUGCUGAUCAUAUCGGCCACCUCGGGACCGCUCCUCGGUGUCUUCAUUCUGGCCAUGUUCAUCCCGUUCGCCAACUGGAAAGGGGCCGUAAUGGGUAUGGUGGUUUCACAUCUAUCGAUCCUGUGGAUCGCCGUCGGGCGGCUGAUCGAGUCGAGUAUCAGUGACGCAUUGUUGGACACUUCGAUCGAGGGAUGCUAUGCGGAUCUGCUUCUGGCGGAAGCUACGGCAGCUGCCUCGAAUAAUACGUCGCUGGUGAGCAUCGCAAUGGAGGAGAGUGUAAACGCUGCCGAAACGAGCGAUCUGCUCACACGUAUCUAUUCCAUCACGUACAUGUACUACGGCGUGUUUGGAACCGUUUUGACCGUGCUGUCCGGAAUCGUGUUCAGCCUGGCCACCUGGAGCAGCCAAGAUGCGUAUAAUAUGAAAAUGCUGCAUCCGGCAGUGCGAUGGCUGUACGCGCGCAGUCCCUUUAGUGGGAAGCGCUUCGGUUCGUUCGAGGUCAGUUCCGACAAUUUCAACGCUUCCAGGAAGAAAGUAGUUCCAAAAUGCUGA